Fusarium mangiferae is the source of this 843-nucleotide messenger RNA. RefSeq names its product related to NADPH:quinone reductase and related Zn-dependent oxidoreductases. Bases 1 to 843 code for a protein of 280 amino acids. Gene Ontology annotation, molecular function: trans-2-enoyl-CoA reductase (NADPH) activity. Gene Ontology annotation, cellular component: mitochondrion. The transcript has a single exon. Gene Ontology annotation, biological process: fatty acid metabolic process. The record is from RefSeq and is a predicted model, not a curated record. NCBI's taxonomy places the organism in Eukaryota, Fungi, Ascomycota, Sordariomycetes, Hypocreales, Nectriaceae.
AUGGCCAGCAUAAAUCCCUCGGACUUGGUUACCAUUUCUGGCGCUUACGGAUCGAGGAUUUCUCUUCCCUUUGUGCCUGGAUAUGAAGGAGUUGUAGUAGUCGAAUCUGUCAGCGAUGGAGUCUCUGAGUCGAAGGUGGGACAAAGAGUAUUACCAUUGGGGAGCUCGGGGACCUGGCAGGACGUCAAGGUCACUGAAAAGUUAGUCACUGGAAAGGAAUCGUGUUCUAGCGUUCCAUCUGACCUGACCGACGAACAGGCGGCAAUGGCAUAUAUCAAUCCGCUGACAGCUCAGAAGAUAGUCGAAAAAUACGCACCCAAGAAACAGGACACAAUCGUGGCUGUCAAUGCCGCAACGUCUGCAAUCGGCCAAAUUCUCAUUCGUAUGCUCAACAAAAAAGGCCUGGAGCCCGUCGUCUUGGUCAGACGUUCCGACGCAGGAGAACAGCUGAUGAGAGAGCUAGACGUGGCAGCUGUGAUCUGCAGUUCGGAAGAAGCCAGUCUCCCACAAAAGCUGUAUGAAUUGACCCGUAGCCGUGGUCUCGCGGUUGCAUUCAACGCGGUUGGCGGAUCUGAAGGUGACGAUUUGGUUCGCACGCUGAGCCCAAAAGGAGUUCUUGUCCACAAUCGUCUCCUUUCUGGCAGAGCUCUAUCAUAUGAACUGCUCAAGGAGUGCCCCUGGGCGAGGAUUGAACUUUUUAGACUCAGGGAUUGGGCUCGCGUAAAGGGACACGACGAGGUACAAAGUGCUUUGGAUGAGAUCUUCGAAAUGAUUCGCGAUGGCACUGUGGCUACAAAAGUAGCAGGAGUAUGUAUAGCUUAUCAGAGUCCUGACAGGGAUUGA